Messenger RNA from Cyphellophora europaea CBS 101466, 120 nucleotides. RefSeq lists its product as uncharacterized. Gene Ontology annotation, molecular function: DNA-binding transcription factor activity, RNA polymerase II-specific; zinc ion binding. Lineage: Eukaryota; Fungi; Ascomycota; Eurotiomycetes; Chaetothyriales; Cyphellophoraceae. The record is from RefSeq and is a predicted model, not a curated record. Gene Ontology annotation, biological process: regulation of DNA-templated transcription. The transcript has a single exon. The annotation marks the transcript as partial.
AUGGAAUCGUCUGAGAGACCCCUCAAACGCAUCAGGCAAGCAUGCGAGCCGUGCCGGCGCAAGAAAUCACGCUGUCCUGGGGAGAAGCCGGUGUGCUCCCAUUGCGCGCGGCUGGGACAA